Molecule: messenger RNA, 2145 nt
Organism: Botrytis sinoallii
Lineage: Eukaryota; Fungi; Ascomycota; Leotiomycetes; Helotiales; Sclerotiniaceae
Exons: 2
Coding region: 1-2145 (714 amino acids)
Cellular component (GO): nuclear inner membrane
Molecular function (GO): chromatin binding
Source: RefSeq, a predicted model, not a curated record
AUGUCAGAUGAACUCGAUUACCUGCAGGACGGCUUUGAGCCAACUGCCCUUACAAUGGCUCGAAUCCGCUCUAUUCUAGUCACACAUAAUAUCGAUUAUCCAUCCAGUGCGAAGAAAGCGCAACUCGUCGAAAUCUUCAACCAGGAUUUAAGACCACAGGCACGAAAGAUAUUGAACGAAAGAGCGCGUGCGAAGAGGACGAGUCGAGGAAUCGUCGAUGCGGAAUCGUCACAAGAGAGCAGUACUCAGGAAAGUACAGUAGAAAGCCCACGGGAAAGUGAUGUUAUCCUGCCACCACCGCGGACACGAGUUGUGAGACAAUCUCCUGCAAAAGUUAGAGCAUCGGUGGAUAUUAGCGAUGAUGAACCAGCCUACAGGAAUACCAGGAGAUCAACUAGGUCUAUCAGCCCAGUAAAGAGAAUGCCUAGAGCUAGUAGUCCUGUGAAAAAGACACCAAAACCAAGCGUCAAACAUCCCAGGCAGGAGGAGGAGACUCUUUCAGACGAUGACGAUGUCCCGCAGACUGUGAGAAAAUCGAGAAAAAGCACAACAGUUCAAACGCCGAUGGUCGGGGCAAGUGACAGUUUAGAUGGAGUGGUACAAAAGAAAGACUCGCGGAGAGAAAGCAAUUUCACCCACGACAAUCCCUUUCAAAGGGGCUCGCCACCUAGAAUUCCCAUAUCAAGUCAUGACAGUAAGAGAAAGAGCAUGGGCGGGAGUGCUAUGAAGGAAAUGGAAAAACGAAGGAGUUCGAUUUCGAGAAGACGCACGGUGACCCCACAGGCGGCUAAUGUUGGAAUACGCCCACCGACUUCUUCCACUUUCGAAAUUCCUGUUAGUAGCCUCGAUGGCCUGAAGGAUUAUGAUGAGAAUGGAGUUGAGAUUAGUGAGGAUUUUACUCCAGAGGCACAAUUCGAACUCGAGCGUGAGCAACAGAGAGGGCGCACUACAGUUCAACCCCGACGAAAAGCAUCAAACGGCGUCAGCAUGAGUGGACCUAUUUGGAUGAUUCUUCUUACAUUGCUUGGUGGCUAUGCUACUUGGUACAGGCAAGAGAAAAUCGCCGUAGGCUUCUGUGGAGUAGGUAGAGAAGCGCAUUCGAUAAUACCCGUCAGACCAGACCUUCCGGAUUGGGUACAAGUGCUCGCCGAACCGCAGUGCGAUUGGUGUCCACAGCAUGCUUAUUGUAAUGCCAACUAUGAAGUUCAGUGCGACCAAGAUUUUAUCCUCAAGCAUCAUCCUCUCUCAUUGGGUGGAUUCUUACCGCUUCCACCAACUUGUGAGCCUGAUGGAGAAAAGCAAAGGCGUGUCAAAGCUGUCGCGGACCGCGCUGUUGAGGAAUUGAGAGAGAGAAGAGCAAAAUGGGAAUGCGGUGAUUUGACAGAUGAAUCUGGUGCACCCGAACCGACUGUUGAGAUAGAUGCCGAACAUUUAAAGAAAGAAGUUAGCCAAAAGAGGAGAAAGGGCAUGGGAGAAGCUGAGUUUGAAGAAUUAUGGCUUGGUGCCAUCGGAGAGAUCAAAGGGAGAGAUGAGAUAGUCGUUGGUGCUGAAGGAUCAAACACCCUCGCAAGUACCUCACUCGCCCGUCUCCCCCUCGUCUGCGCCGUCAAGCGAUCCUUCAGACACACAUUGGCAAGAUAUUAUCUCGAAAUUGGAUCUCUAGUUCUAGCCUUUAUCCUCUUCCUCUACGCCCGUUCAUCGAUUCUCAGUCAUACAGCUACGAAAGCCGCAAUUCCUGCUUUGGUCUCACUUACUCUUCAACGUCUCGCUACUCAAGCAUCCCUUCACGCAUCCGAUCCAGAUGGAUUCAAGGACGGUUGGAUCAGUAUAGGGCAAUUAAGAGAUGAUGUUCUCCGCGACGAACAUAGUUUGAAGAAACGAGAACAAAUCUGGACAAAAGUUAAGAAAGUAGUGGAGAUGAAUUCAAAUAUUAGAUCUAUGCAAAGGGAGAGUCAAAAUGGUGAGAUCUCAAGAGUCUGGGAGUGGAUCGGCGCGUUGGAGGAUGUGGAUGGUAGUGUUAGGAGGAGGAAAAGUGGGAGAGGGGGUUGGAGUACGCCUGGGAGGGAGAGAGAUGAUAGAGAGGAAUUGGAAAAUACAAUUACGCCGAGGUGGGACGAACCAGGUUCGAAGGGUGUUUAUGCUUGA